This is a messenger RNA of Spodoptera exigua (beet armyworm), 833 nucleotides long. NCBI's taxonomy places the organism in Eukaryota, Metazoa, Arthropoda, Insecta, Lepidoptera, Noctuidae. The record is from the annotation of a GenBank genome assembly.
CGCGUCUAUUAUUUUUAAAUUAAAAACAAUGCGCAGGGAAUUCAUAUUAGUUUUGUUGGGGAUUAUAUGUGUGUCGACACUGAGUUCGUUAUUAUCAAGCUACGUCCAAAUAGAGACGGACAAAAUAUUGUUGGACACUGUAGUCGGUGCUGUGGGUGCUGGAAACUUUUCUUACUGGCAAUCGAUGCAUAUAGGACCUCUUUUGGUAGAACUCACCUCUUUAUCAGGCGAUGCUGACCUUUACGUGUCUGAUACCAUCAGGCCAAGUUAUGAAGUGGACAAGAAUAACUUCAGCUCCAUAACCUGUGGUCUGGACUCAGUGCUUAUACCAUCAGACUUUCCACGACCUAUAGGUAUUGGUGUUUUCGGACACUGGUCACAUUAUCUCUCGGAGUACAGCAUACAAGUGUUCUUAGAUGCUUCAGCAGUCUUCAGCGAGGAGCAGGUUAAGGCUAUAGAGAGAGCUUCCCAGGGGAUUGGUGAGGGGGAAAGACAAUUAGAUGCUGAAAAGAAGAGGGAAAAGCCAGCAGCCCGCAAAGCUGACGAGGAGCCGAAGCCUCGCUUCCUGAAACUCCUGAAUAUCCUCGACAUGAUAUUUGAAAUGUUCGUGCUGUAGACAACAAGCUCUUUGGAGGUAUCAUCAACUUCUACGUGGAUUGAGCGUCGAAAAAGCCUCGUUUUCAAAUAAUGAAAUAUGAAAACAAGUGACGGAAAACUGAAAACGUCAAGAAAAAUGUGUAAUUUUUCCACGUUGCUCUUCCAAAGUGUUAUACUGUGCUUCCGAACCGCAGUGUUGUAUGAUUUAAACAGUUUUGGUGACUGGUGAGUUUUUG